ACAUUUUGAGGUUAUUCUGUCAAAGUUGAUAGUUCCGAUUUGGUUGGUAUUGAAAAAUUACAAAGAAUUUGAAGACAUUUUUAUAGAAAUACUAACUUAGAAUUUAAAUAUGCAUUGUUUUAAAAGAUCUCUGCCAAGUAUACACAGUGUAAGAAAUAUGGUGGCCAGAACUACGUUGCCUCAUUACAGAAAACCAACAAAUCUAAGAGGGUUUUCUAGCACAAACACUAUUGAUGAAAAUAGUAAUGUAGAAAAGACCGAUAUUGAUUCAACCCCAAAAGGAGGAUUUGCAAAGGCCUUUGAAAAACAAUCCCAACUUAAUGAAAUCCAAGAUAGUGAACAAAAUCACACUUUCGCUUCAUUACUCAAGAACUCAAAGCUGAUCGAUCUGGGCGAUCCAGUAGGCAAAACAGUUAUUGGGAAAAUAUUCCAUGUUGUUGAAGAUGACCUGUACAUAGAUUUUGGAUGGAAAUUUCACUGCGUAUGCACUCGUCCAGAAAACAGAGGUAACGAAUAUGUCAGAGGCGCGAGAGUUCGCGUUCUGAUCAAUGAUUUGGAGCUCUCAUCGAGAUUUCUCGGUUCAAGCACUGACCUCACACUCCUGGAAGCGGAUUGCAAGUUAUUGGGCAUUGUGUCUUCCCCUCUCAGAGCAACAGUCAAUGUAAGAAAGUAGUUUUGUUGUAGUUAGAUGUAGUUUUAAAGUAAUAAAGUUGUUUAAUGUUAUA
Messenger RNA from Ostrinia nubilalis (European corn borer), 725 nucleotides. It is a transcript of the gene mRpS28, whose product is annotated as small ribosomal subunit protein bS1m. Gene Ontology annotation, cellular component: mitochondrial small ribosomal subunit. The transcript is spliced from 2 exons. Bases 110 to 673 code for a protein of 187 amino acids. NCBI's taxonomy places the organism in Eukaryota, Metazoa, Arthropoda, Insecta, Lepidoptera, Crambidae. The record is from RefSeq and is a predicted model, not a curated record.